Molecule: messenger RNA, 571 nt
Organism: Phytophthora nicotianae INRA-310
Lineage: Eukaryota; Oomycota; Peronosporomycetes; Peronosporales; Peronosporaceae
Exons: 2
Coding region: 1-555 (184 amino acids)
Source: RefSeq, a predicted model, not a curated record
AUGAACUACUCUGAAGAAGAAGACGUGAUGCUGCUGCGCAAGAUCCUCGGAGAUCGGCCUUUUCUCGCCCAGCGAGGCAAAAUUAUUGGCGCGUGGGAUGCUUUCGCUGCCAAGCUGCUUGUCAAGACGAGACGGAAUAAGGACGAGGAGAACAUGGCAAACUCGGGUGUUUCGGAGGCGAAGAGCGAGAGGGAUUUGCGGCUCAAAGGAAUUGAUCGAGCUCGUCGACGACCACACAAUGAUUCGGUGUGCGCUGCGAAAGGAGCUGACACACUUAAACGCCAACAGGAGGAGAAAGCGUCUGCGACGGCCGGGCGCCUCGUAAUGGAGAAGCUGGGAAAAACGCGAGAGCGGUCACCGCCAGGAAAGCGGCUGAAACGGGAGGAACUGCUGAAGGACAUGCUACUAGAACUGAAGGAGAAAGAGCUGCAAGACAAAAGAGAUCCCAGGGAGCUUAUGGCUGCACAGCGAGAAGAGGAUCGAGCCCACAAGUUCGCUGUAGUUCAGGCCGUGUCGAGCAUCGUAGAUUUAAUUAGGCUGCGUAAGAAUAAUUAAACUAUCGGGUUUGGCA